UUCAUUUUGUUUAUACAGGCGUUGCAGAUUGGAUUAUGGUCAGUUUGGCUAUCUGGGGUUCUCCUAAUUGCUCUCUCCCUUUAUGCUACGCAGAGGUUACCUCUCUCCAAGAAUCUAAUUUUCACUCAUGGAAGUUUCAGCGACCUGGACGCUCCCAAAAUCACUAUUUUCACAGCGCCUACUCCGUUUAAAGGCUCUUUAGGGACUAAACAGAGUCUAGCUAUUCGUUCAUGGCUUGCUUUAUCUCCUCAAAUCAGUGUCAUUCUCUUUAGCCAACAUCCUUCUGUUGCUUCUUUUGCCACUUCUUUUGGUUCCAGGGUUUUGGUCGAACCCGAUAUUGAUUUCACGUUUCUUGGGGUUCCAUUUUUUCAUUCCAUGGUGGCAAGGUCACGGGCAUUUACAUCUGACAUAUAUGCUUUUAUCAAUUCGGAAACCAUUCUCCUGCCCGACUUUGUUUUGGCAUUGAAUUAUGCUCAUGAACUUGAUCGUGAUUGGCUCCUUUUUGCUUCUUCGCGAAAAGUUUUAACUUUCCCAUUCUAUCUGGAUGAAGAUAGGAAAUAUUGGCUAAGAGAAGGUGGCAAAAGGAUAGGGAUUCAGGAGUUCCAGGAGAAACUUGGCUCAAGCUGGCAGUGGACUUGUUGUGAUGGAAGAAUGAUGAUAGCAUGGAACAAUGGAGAGCUGCCCUUACAUCAUGGAGUGCUUCCUCCUUUCCUGUAUAGUAGGGGAGUUCACAAUCACUGGCUCAUUAACGAGGCCUUGUCCAGUGGAUUCAGGUUUGUGUUUGAUGCCAGUUGGGCCAUCUCAAGUUUUGUUCUGGAUGAUUCAAGGAGCUGGUCUAAUUGUUCAGUUAAGAGCUUUUUUGUUUCAGACACUGAAAAGGAAAGUUGGGAAUAUGAUAGCAAUUCCCAUCUUGCAGCACUAUAUGGGUCAUCAUCUCUUCACAAAAUUAAUUAUUCUGGUUUGAUGAAACUUUUUAAAUGUGAUGCUCAAUUCCUUAUUAUUAGUACCACAGAAGAUACCAUUCAUCCAUAUGCCAACAAAAGGAUGAGCUUAUGUAAAGGAAGCAUCCCAAAAUGCUGGAAGUCAAAGAGAACUUUGCCUUGUAUUGCUGAAAUUAAAAAGUCACAGAAUGGAAUGUCAGGUUGCUCUCUGAAAGAUCAAUUAGUUCCCUCAAAUACAUUGAAUUUCCCCUUUUCCUUAGAGUCACUCCUUGCAAUAAACGCAGACAAGAAUAGAACAGUUGUGCUCACAGUUGCUGGAUAUAGUUACAAGGACAUGUUAAUGAGUUGGGUCUGCAGAUUGAGGCGCCUCAAAAUUACUAACUUUUUGGUUUGUGCUCUUGAUUAUGAGACCUAUCAGUUCUCCAUAAUGCAGGGCCUGCCUGUCUUCAAUGAUCCAUCAGCUCCAAGUGACAUUAGCUUUAAUGACUGCCACUUUGGAACAAAAUGCUUUGAGAGAGUAACCAAGGUGAAAUCCAGACUGGUUCUAAAGAUAUUGAAGCUUGGGUACAAUGUACUUUUGAGUGAUGUGGAUGUAUACUGGUUUAGAAAUCCAUUGCCAUUGCUUUCCUCUUUUGGUCCUGCCAUUCUUGCUGCUCAGUCUGAUGAAUACAACCAGACAGGACCUAUAAACUUACCUAGACGCCUGAACUCUGGCUUUUACUUUGCUCAUGCUGAUGGUCCAACUAUUGCUGCCAUGGAGAAAGUAGUGAGGCACGCUGCAACUUCUGGCCUAUCUGAACAACCAAGUUUCUAUGACACAUUAUGUGGGGAAGAGGGUUCCACUCGCAAAGGUGAUAAUAGAUGUGUGGAACCUGAAACAAAUUUAACUAUUCAUUUCUUAGACAGAAACCUUUUUCCAAAUGGUGCAUACUUGGAGCUAUGGGAGAGAAAAAAUGUGAAAUCGGCAUGCAAGAAGCAGGGUUGUCUUGUUCUUCAUAAUAACUGGAUUAGUGGAAGAAAGAAGAAGUUGGAGCGUCAGGUAUUAUCAGGCCUAUGGGACUAUGAUAUUACCACAAGGAUGUGCUUGCUCACAGAAUAAAUUGACUAGAAAUUUUUGAGACCUA
Theobroma umbraticum is the source of this 2065-nucleotide messenger RNA. Its product is annotated as Nucleotide-diphospho-sugar transferase family protein. Lineage: Eukaryota; Viridiplantae; Streptophyta; Magnoliopsida; Malvales; Malvaceae. The record is from RefSeq and is a predicted model, not a curated record. Gene Ontology annotation, molecular function: glycosyltransferase activity.